Molecule: messenger RNA, 2066 nt
Organism: Mixia osmundae IAM 14324
Lineage: Eukaryota; Fungi; Basidiomycota; Mixiomycetes; Mixiales; Mixiaceae
Exons: 10
Coding region: 140-2038 (632 amino acids)
Cellular component (GO): membrane
Molecular function (GO): acetyl-CoA transmembrane transporter activity
Source: RefSeq, a predicted model, not a curated record
AACGUAUCAAGGUCGCAUGGCUGCCGUUACAUGCUCUGCUGAAAGCGGCUAGAGCCUCAUAGCAGCACGGGCCCGAGCUUGCAAAAUCAGUCAAAGCGUGCAUCACACGAGUCAAGCUGGCGGCCGACAAGCAGUCGGCAUGGUAGCCAACACAGCCAACGGUCACGCCAAGCAUUCUAGCCAAUCAAGCGAGCACAAAGCUGGCAGUGCGGCCUCGGGAAACUCUUCGGCAACGACGCUCAAGCCUGCCAGGUCAUCAGAUCGUUUGCGCCAACGAGCUGCUGCCAGCAAGCCAGAGGAAAGUGAUAUGCUACGUUCCACAGGGCCUCGUGGCAGGUCUAUCAAGGAUGAUGAGAAGGACAAGCUUGAGCUCAGCGAGGCCGGCUUGCUAGCCUCGUCUGGCAUCUCGGAAACCGUCGUCAAUGGCAUGACAAAUGGUGCGAGCUAUCAUUCCAACAGCCGCUUACGCCGUACUAGCGGCAGCCAAACCUUUCUGUCCGCCGAGGAGAAGGAUGGUCUGGUCGCGAAACCAGUCGAAGAAGACGCCGGUGCUCACAGCAUUACUCAGCUUUCGGUCAAGGAUCGACAAGCAUUUGGGCUCUUGGUCGCACUUUAUUUGCUUCAAGGCAUUCCUGUCGGAUUGGCAUUUGGCUCGAUACCCUACCUACUGAGAGCCAAGAUGUCGUACUCUCAGAUAGGCGUCUUCACGCUUUCGACCUAUCCCUACUCGCUAAAGCUGCUUUGGAGCCCGAUCGUCGAUUCAAUCUUUCAUGUCAAGACUGGGAGGCGGAAGAGCUGGAUCAUGCCCGUUCAGAUCAUCGUCGGCGCGAUACUGUACUGGAUGGGCAACAAUGUGUCGCAGCUUAUCGAGGCCGACGUACCAAACGUCAAUCUCUUGACCUCUCUUUUCUUCUUGCUCGUCUUCUUUGCCGCCACGCAAGAUAUCGCUGUAGACGGCUGGGCACUGACGCUGCUCUCCAAGGAGAACCUCUCGUAUGCGUCGACCGCGCAAACAGUCGGUCUAAAUACAGGCUACUUUUUGUCGUUCACCGUCUUUCUGGCGUUCAACAGCCUCGAUUUCAGCAACAAAUAUUUCCGAUCGACGCCGCUCGAUUACCCUCUCCUGAGCCUGGCAGCCUAUCUGAAAUUCUGGGCAUUUGGCUUUUUCGCAGUCACAGCCUAUCUCGCAUUCAUACAAAAAGAGGAUCCUGUCGCGGCCGAUGAUCCGGACAUGGACACGAAAAAGGUCUACAAGAUCAUGUACAGCAUCUGCAAGCUAAAAAACGUUCAAGCAUUUGUACUCGUCCAUCUAGUCGCCAAGCUAGGCACCGCAACCAACGAUGCCGCAACAUCCCUUAAACUGCUCGAGAAAGGCCUCAGCAAAGAAGAUCUGGCACUGGCCGUCCUCUGCGACUUUCCGUUUCAGAUCAUCUUUGGCUACCUUGCAGCACGGUGGUCGACCGGCAAGCAACCUCUUAAGCCUUGGCUAGCAGCCAUGUGGGCCAGAUUGGGCAUGGCCAUUGUUGCGAUGCUACUCGUCCAUAGCUUUCCGCACCCGCCCAUCUCGACCACUUUCUUCUUGCUUGUCGUCAGCUGCACCGUCGGAAGCAGCUUCGCAAGCACUGUGCAAUUUGUAGGAAUCAAUGCCUAUCACACUCAGAUUGCCGACCCAUUGAUUGGAGGGACGUACAUGACGUUGCUCAACACGGUCAGCAAUCUCGGCGGGACCUGGCCACGCUAUUUCGUGCUGCAAGGUAUCGACUAUUUCACCGUCGCGACUUGCCACGUCAAGCAAGAAGACGGCGAGAUAUUCGUCAAAGCAACCGAGUGCGUUUCGGAUCAUGGCAAAGCUGCAUGCGCUGCCCUCGGGGGCGAAUGCCAAACCGAUCGCGACGGCUACUUCAUCGUCUCCAGUCUUUGCGUCCUAGCAGGCACACUGUUGCUACUCUUCUUCAUCCAGCCCGCCGCGCGGAGACUACAAGCCUUGCCGCAGACAGCGUGGCGCGUUCGCUUAGAUGGCGGCACGAGACGCUUGUAGUCAUUGCAGAUAGAUUCUACUUCACGCG